Messenger RNA from Adineta steineri, 918 nucleotides. The record is from the annotation of a GenBank genome assembly. Lineage: Eukaryota; Metazoa; Rotifera; Eurotatoria; Adinetida; Adinetidae.
AUGUCUACCAUUACAUAUCCAGAUAUUAUACAUAAAAAAGAAGUCCCAGAAAAAUUUAACCCAAAUAGUUAUCGAAUAAUCUCAGAAAAAAUUCCUGAACAUGAAAAUAUUCCAUUUUGGUAUGGUAAUUCUCAUCCCGCGCCACUCUAUACAGAACCAAAUCCUACUCAAUUACCUGCACAAGUCUCAGAACCACGAAAUAAUCCACAUGCUGCACGUAAAGUUGAUAUGGUUUAUACAAAUGCAUCUAGUUUUAAUGCUCCAUUUGGUAUUAUUAAAACUGAUAAUGUUAAAAACGAAGAAGGAAAUUGGUGGGAUUGGUCACCACCAAAAUCUGAAACAUAUGGACCAAGAGUAAAAACUCAAGAUGAAUGGAAAAAAAUUCAAGAAAGUUCAUAUCGAAAUGCAUUUACUACUGCUGGAGAAAUGGGAUCUUAUGCAAAGAAAAAUACACGCUAUUCAAGUAAUCCAUUACAUAUACGUACAGUUGGAGUUGUACCUAUUACUGAUUUAAAACCGGAAAAUCUUCAAAAAAUUAACCAGCAACUUGUCGAAGGAAUCUCAUAUGAACAACAAUAUAAUAGCCGAAGUGACACAAAUUAUCCUGUUCGUGGAAGACGACAUGGAGCAUUUAUUAUUAAAGAACAAAAAUCUGAGGUAAAACCAACACAACAAUCUCAAUUUAUUUCAUCUGGAAAAAAAGAACCAAUCUCAGGUAUGUGGGAUUUACUUCAUCCAAAAGAACAUGUUCGUGGACAAAUACCACAGAAUCCAUAUAAAUAUCGUCGUCCAUUACCACGAAUAGAACAGGCACAAGAUUAUGGUCAAGCUUGGCAAAGUGCACCCUAUGCAAAUGAUUAUCAAUUCGAUUGUCCUAUUUCACAACCACCUGUUGUUAAACAAAUUAGUUUUGAUUAA